CAGCCGCUGAAAAGCCCCACUUCAGCUCCCUGUAAGCUGCCAUUUGCUGGUUCAUACAAGCAAUUAAACACAGACAUGAAGGUGGAAAGGUCUUAUUUUUUCCAUCUGCUUAGCCAGAAUACCCAGGAGGUGAUAUGGCAACCGGUCCCAGUGAGCUGUUGGAACAAAGUGAGGAAUGUACAGAUUUUGUGAAAGAGCUUCUGACCCAGAAGGAAGACAUUCAGAAUCAACUGAAAGAAGGCAGCAAAGAAGAUGCCAAGAUACCUGCAAGUCAAGAAGAAGUGAACGGCAAAACAAACGAGAUAGAGGAGGAAGAGAAAAAUAAGCUCCACAUUCUUGAGAAAGAUCUUGAUGAAUUUGUGGAUAGUAUGACUGAAGCCACACCAUCUGUGCUUCCUAAGAAAUCACUUGAGGCAGAGAAGCAUCUGUUGCCUGAAAUGGCCCCUGCAAAAUUGCCUCGGGCUGAGCAAGUUGCAGAAAAAGUCCUGAGGGCUGAAAAGGUGGUUGAGAGAGCCCAACGAGUCGAAAAGCCACCAGCACUGGAAAAGGUGGCCGAGAAAGUGCCGAGAGUCGAAAAGGCACCACAAGUUGAGAAGGCAGUUCGGGCAGAGAAGACAGCUGAGAAACCACAUCUAGCAGGUAUGACUUUCUCUCAGCCAAUUGAGCAUUACGUUGGAGAUCCCAUGGAUGAGAGGAAGAGAAUGUUUAACCCUUUUUCCUUGUACAGUGGGACCUCCAUCCACAGUGCUUUUUGGUUUAGAGCAAUUUUUCUUGAUCUGGACAACUUGCAGACAUGGGGGGAACUCCAAGAAUUCUCAGCAGUUUUCAUCAUGGUCAGGAAUUCUGGAAGUUGAAGUCUAAACAUCUGCAGGAUGAUUUAGUUGGGAAGAAUGAUUUGUAGCAGAGGGGGACAAAGAUGAGUACUGAUGAUAGAGAGAGAGAAGGUUUAUAAAAUGAUAUAUUAUAUGGAGAGAGAGAAACAGGUUCCUCUAUCUUAGAUUUGAUAUUACAGCCAGGAGUGACCAAAGAAAAUACUUAUUCAGGUUGUGCAAAAAAGUGAAGUCUCCUUUGCAUCAAAUUCCAUGUGGCUUUCUUGGUAACAAUACAUAAGUGCUUACUAUUGUCUUCUUCU
Molecule: messenger RNA, 1132 nt
Organism: Python bivittatus (Burmese python)
Lineage: Eukaryota; Metazoa; Chordata; Lepidosauria; Squamata; Pythonidae
Source: RefSeq, a predicted model, not a curated record